AUGUCCAGCGCAGACAAGUCGCACGCCACAGGCCAGUCCAAAGUACCCGGAAAGGUUCAAGAAAAGGUACCCAAGGAUGUAGAGGAGUCUCUUCCCGACAGCAUCCAUCCCACGGGCAAGAAUUCAAGCGAAUCCACUAGCAAGACUCACGCAAAGGGCGGAGGAGAGGAAUCAAUUCUACCUAAGAAGGUUCAGGAGAAGGUUCCCGAGAGUAUUGAACGAGCUGUGCCCAAUGCCCUUCAUAACACCGGAGAUAAAUGAGACUGCUAGCAUCAUAGAUGUAUGGUGGUGUCAUCAACAGUAUGAGAAGACACAUGUCUCAGUUAAGGGAGGAUUAGGUAGUUC
Molecule: messenger RNA, 345 nt
Organism: Daldinia decipiens
Lineage: Eukaryota; Fungi; Ascomycota; Sordariomycetes; Xylariales; Hypoxylaceae
Exons: 2
Coding region: 1-261 (86 amino acids)
Source: RefSeq, a predicted model, not a curated record